Messenger RNA from Cricetulus griseus (Chinese hamster), 5822 nucleotides. The record is from RefSeq and is a predicted model, not a curated record. NCBI's taxonomy places the organism in Eukaryota, Metazoa, Chordata, Mammalia, Rodentia, Cricetidae.
GAAGAAGCAAGGAAAAGAUGGCGGCGGCUGCGGUUUGAAUUCCAGUGGCGCCGCUAGACUGAGAACAAGAGCUGGGUUGGAAGGGGCGGGACCUGGGGAACCGAGCAGGUCGCCACAGCUCGGGGAACCAGUGGCGCCUCCGCAGACACCGGUGCCACCAUCUCGGUGUUCAGUAAUGGACUCGGGAAUGGAAGAGGACAUCACCCUGCCUGUGACCCUCAGCGGCUGCAGUGGCCUUCACCCUGUUCUGCCAAGUGAUCUAGAUGGCAUCAUUGACACUGCUGGCUUGGGAAAUGGAGUGCUCCCAAACUUGUCAGAAGAAAAGGUCUCUCCCACCAGAGCCCGGAACAUGAAGGACUUUGAAAAUCAAAUCACUGAACUGAAGAAGGAGAACUUCAACCUAAAGCUCCGCAUCUACUUCCUUGAGGAGAGGAUGCAGCAGGAGUUUGCUGGCCCCACGGAACACAUCUACAAGACUAACAUUGAACUCAAGGUGGAAGUGGAAAGUCUGAAGCAGGAGCUCCAGGAGAGGGAUCGGUUGCUCGUCAAAGCCUCCAAAGCAGUGGAGAGCCUAGCUGAAGGGGGCGGUUCCGAAGUCCAGCGCAUGAAAGAAGAUGCGAGGAAGAAGGUGCAGCAGGUGGAAGACCUCCUGACGAAAAGGAUACAUCUUCUAGAAGAAGUAAGUCUGGAGAUGCCAAGGGUCCUCAGCUUACAGAAGGAUGUGAAAGCCGCCCAAGCAGAACUGGAGAAGGCCUAUGCAGGGACAGAAACAGAGAAGGCUCUUCGCCUCAGCUUGGAAAGCAGGCUCUCAGCGAUGAAGAAGAUGCAGGAGGGGGACUUGGAGAUGAUUCUGGCUCUGGAAGAGAAGGACAGACUGAUUGAGGAGUUGAAGCUGUCUUUGAAGAGCAAAGAAGCUUUAAUUCAGUGCCUUAAAGAGGAGAAAUCUCAGAUGGCAUCUCCUGACGAGAAUGUGUCAUCUGGAGAACUCCGAGGACUUUCUGCCACUCUGAGGGAAGAAAAGGAGAGAGACGCUGAGGCUGCACAAAGGGAAUGGCAGAAGGAGAGAAGCCACUUUGAAGAGAAGAUCCAGGCACUUCAGGAGGACCUGAGAGAGAAGGAAAGAGAAAUUGCUACAGAGAAGAAAAAUAGCUUAAAGAGGGAUAAAGCCAUUCAGGGCCUAACCAUGGCAUUAAAAUCAAAGGAAAAAGAGGUUGAAGAACUUAAGUCCAAAAUCCAAGAGCUCACUGCUGCCUUCACCAAAGCCAGAGAGGCUCUCUUGAAAACACAGGUCACAAAAUGCCAGGGCUCUGAGGACUACGAGGCUGCCCUGGAGGAAAAGGAAGCCCUGUUGACCAAGCUGCACUCAGAAAACCUCACAAAGAGCACAGAGAACCACAGACUGCUAAGGAAUGUUAAAACGGUCACCCAGGAGUUGAGUGACCUGAAGAAGGAGAAUCUGAGACUAGAGAGGGACCUGGAGGAAGCCCACCAAGAGGGGGACAGACGAGCCCGAACCAUCCAUGAACUUAGAAAUGAAGUUGAAAAACUACGAAAUGAAGUGAAUGAGAGAGAGAAGGCAGUGGAGAAUCAUUGCAAGAGUCUUCCGAGCGAAAGCAAUAAACAGCUCCCUACUCAAGAACACAUGGUCAAAUGUUUAACAGAAAGUGGCAGUCAGACGGACCUGAUGCUUCAGGAAGAGCAACAAUCAGACUAUGAAGGGCUGGCUGGGGAUUUAAAGACGGAACAGAGCAUCUAUGCCCAUCUGGCAAAGACUCUGCAGGACUCAGACAGUGCCAGCGACAUGCAGGCUGAGCUGAAAGAGGUCCUUGCCCUGCAGAAGCAGCUGGAACAAGAUGUACUUGCCUAUCGGAAUCUGCAAACGGCCCUGCAGGAGCAGCUCAGUGAAAUUCAGAGGCGGGAAGAAGAACCGUUUUCAUUUUAUAGUGAUCAAACAUCGUAUCUAAGUAUUUGCCUUGAAGACCACAAUCAGUUUCAAGUGGAACAUUUUUCUCAAGAAGAACUCAAGAAAAAGGUUAGUGACCUCAUACAGCUUGUGAAGGACCUGUACACAGACAAUCAGCACCUGAAGAAAACCAUUUUUGAUCUCUCUUCCAUGGGUUUCCAGGGAAACGACAGACUUGAGUCAACAAAGCAAACAGAGCUUCUAGCUAGCAAGGAGGAUGAAGACACAAUCAAAAUUGAAGCAGAUGAUGAGAAUCAUUUCCAGAGUGACCAGCAUUUGGAGCAGAGUAAUGAGAUGAUGGAGGACUAUGCCAAGGGCGGCUGCAAAAAUGGUUAUUUAAAGCACAUGGAUUUCAACAUUUUAGACCAUGAUGGGGCCCAAACACCUGGUAACUGUGGAGACCAGAGUCUGGAAGAUGAGCUCCUGGGCCUGCUUGCCACUUUCUUCCAAAAGAUGGCCACACUGUCGCUGGAAUCCAGGCCAGAUCUUCUGAAAGCACUUGGAGCCUUACUUUUGGAUCGAAUAUGCUUGGCAGAGCAGGUGCUUCCUGGAAAUCACCUUGAUAGUAAAGCUAAGAAGGCACUCCGGCAAGUCGCUAUUCAGUUCAGGGAUGAACUUGGCCAUUCUUUACAAGAAAACUCAUUCUCCAAAUCACACAAUGAACUCAAGUCAACAUGGGAGCUAGUAAAAACAGGUGAUGAAGCCAAGGUGGAGCUGAAGAAUGCCUCAGUGCAAACCAUCACCAUAGAGGACACACCCCAUGAAUUCAAAUCUGAAGGGAAGAGAGAAGCUUGGGAAGAAAAAACAGAAGAGGCCGUUUUCAGCACUGACCCUGAGUCAGAGACCUUGUCUGAGAUGCCAGGGCUAGGGGCUACUCUCCACUCAUUCUCCAGUACAGUCAACAAGGAUGCUGAGAAGACGGGCUUGCUGAUCCAAUUGAAAACAUCUGAGUUAUUGGAAAAUAUGUAUGCUCUUCCUGCCUCCUUAGAGGUGGUGGCUCAGCUCCAGGGCCAUGUUCUAGAGCUGCAGAGGGAGCUGAAGGAGUAUAAAACAUACAAUAAGGAACUCCAUGACAAGCUACUUCUGGCAGAGGCAAUGAUAGAGGGGAUGGCAAUACCCAACCCGGAGCUGCUGAAUGGGCCUGCAGCUCAGCCUGAUGUGAGAGCAGCCUGCCAGGACAACCCAGGCGAGCAAGAAGGACCUGAAACCACGCAUUCUUCUUGGAGAGACAAGGAAGUGGACAGUGACCAAUACACAGGCUUUGAGAUCGAUUCUGAAAUUUCUCCGCCUGAUGACCUUGCCUUAUUACCAGCAUGCGAAGAGAACCCUGAAGACUUCCUAGGCCCAACCUCUGGAGCCACUUACUUGAAUUCCAGCAGUCAGCUUUCCGUUAAAGUCAGUGUGAUUGAGACUGAGCAGUCUGAGAACAUCAAUGUCUCCAGUGACAAUGAAGACUUAAAACAGAAAAUCCACAACUUGCAAACUGAACUGGAUGGCUACCGGAACUUCAUUGUCCAGUUACAGAAGCACUCUCAGUGCAGUGAAGCCAUUAUCACAGUUUUGUGUGGGACAGAGGGAGCUCAAGAUGGCUUGAACAAGCCCAAGGACCAUAUUGAUGAAGAAGAGAGGACAUUUUCAAGGUUGCACCAAGUACGAUAUGUGAAGCACAUGAAAAUCCUCCGUCCACUAACCCCAGAGAUGAUUGAUAGUGGGAUGCUAGAGAACCUCAAACAGCAGCUGGUGGAACAAGAGCAGGAGCUAUUGAAGGAGCAGGAUUUGAACUUGAAACUUUUCAGCGAAAUCCAUAACCUGCAGAACAAGUUCCAAGACCUCUCCCCAUCAAGAUACGAUUCAUUGGUUCAGUCCCAAGCCAGGGAGCUCUCCCUUCAGCGGCAGCAGAUUAAGGAUAGCCAUGACAUCUGUGUCAUUUACCGUCAACACAUGAGCACCAUGAUCAAGGCAUUUGAAGAGCUUCUGCAGGCCAGUGAUGUGGACAAUUGUGUGGCCGAGGGCUUCAGGGAGCAGCUAACACAGUGUGCUGAACUGCUUGAACAACUGGAAAAGCUGUUUCUCCAUGGAAAAUUAGCCGGAGUGGAACCAUGUCCCCAGAGUGAACUGCUAGAGAGGUUAAGGACUGAGGAAGGCAACUUAACCUACCAACAUCUCCUGCCUGAAUCUCCUGAGCCUUCUGCCGCUCACGCACUGUCAGAUGAUGAAGUGUCUGUUAAGUCCUUCCUGUCCGGAGACCAGAAACCAGACAGCGAGACUGAAAAGUGCCCAGAGAUGUCGAGCCAUUUUCCUCAAGACUUACUAAUGGAACACAUACAGGAAAUUCGAACUUUGAGAAACUGUUUGGAAGAAUCUAUUAAGACAAAUGAGAAGCUCCGGAAACAGUUGGAGCGGCAGGGGUCUGAAACUGACCAAGUUUCCACAAAUGUUUCUGCUUAUGGCUCAGAGCUACAUAGCUCUCUGACGUCAGAGAUACAUUUCCUGAGGAAGCAGAAUCAGGCCCUCAGUAUGAUGCUCGAGAAAGGGUCCAGAGAUAAACAGAAAGAGAAUGAAAAAUUACUUGAGUCUCUGUCCAGGAAGGCUGCAAGUCUUGAGCACCUUCAGUUAGAGUACACCAGUGUAAAAGAAGAAAAUGAAAGGUUGCAGAAAGACAUCAGUGAGAAGGAGAGACAGAACCAGCAGCUGACCCAGGAGGUCUGCAGCAGCCACCAAGAACUGAGCAGGGUACAGGAAGAAAUGAAGUCGAGGCAGCAACUGCUCUCACAGAAUGAUAAGCUCCUCCAGUCCCUCCGAGUGGAGCUGAAGGUGUAUGAGAAGCUGAAUGAGGAACAUAGGAAGCGAGAGACCCAAGGUGAGGCAUCUGGAGAAGGCUGGAAGGGGCCUGACUGUUUGAGCAACCUACAUGGCCUCCUGACAGAGGUACAGGCUCUCCGUGACCAGCUAGAAAGGAGCAUCCAGACUAAUAACACCCUGAGGAGCAAGCUAGAGGAGCAGCUGUCACUGGGUCCAAAGAAAGCCCAGGAAGGGGACCUCACUGUGGCUGUCAAGGCCCUGUCUGUCACCGAGUGGUCCCUUCAGCUGGACAAACACGAUGGCAACAGAUGUCCUGAGGCCAGUGAUAAUUCAUUUGAUCUGUUUGACUCUACUCAGGCAAUGGCACCUAAGUCAGCUUCUGAGACUCCUCUGCUCUCCGGAACUGACGUUGACUCCCUCUCCUGUGACAGUAGCACUUAUGCCACCAGUCCCACUUGCAUGCCCUGUGUGGUUGCUGGCCACCAUAUGUGGGCCAGCAAGAGUGGCCCCCAUAUGCUGGGCCUGAUUGAGGACUAUGAUGCCCUCCAUAAGCAGAUUAGCCGGGGUCAGAGACUGCUUGCGAAGAUGGACAUUCAAACUCAAGAGGCUCUGAGCCCCACAACUCAAAAGCUGGACUCACAGGGUUCACACGCUGUGCCUCUGAGCAAGUUUCUCUCCAGCAUCAAUGCAGCCAAGCAGAUUCUGGAAGAAUCCUCAAGGUUGUUGAAGCUCUUCUGGAGGGUCUCAGUCCCCACAGACGGCCAGUGUUCCCUUCACUGUGAGCAGAUUGGAGAAAUGAAGGCAGAGAUCACCAAACUACACAAAAAGUUGUUUGAACAAGAAAAGAAGCUGCAGAACACUGCAAAACUUCUGCAGCAGAAAAAGCAUCAGGAGAAAGUCAUCUGUGAUCAGUUGGUCAUCACCCACCAAGUCCUUCGGAAGGCCAGACGAAACCUGGAGCGAAGGACUAGGGCUGCCCAUCCAGGAACAUCCAGUCCCAGCCGACUGGGUUCAUGAGAAGAGCUUUCAGCUAAUAAAGCUUGUGGUUCUGAGAUCA